This is a messenger RNA of Spirodela intermedia, 697 nucleotides long. Lineage: Eukaryota; Viridiplantae; Streptophyta; Magnoliopsida; Alismatales; Araceae. The record is from the annotation of a GenBank genome assembly.
AUGCAUAGGGUCUGAAAUUGGUUACAACAAGAUACCCAGAGCAGGCAUUCAGUACACAAUGGUGGGUACAAAGAAUGGGGAAAAGACUGCAUGCUUUCCUGCCAUCAACGAGUUUUCAUUUCAAGACUAAGAAAAACAUGGAUUACAAAGACAACUAAUGACAGAGUUCGGAUAUUAUCAAAAUCAAGUAGCACAACUAGCCCACCAUAAUAAAUGCUACCAAUGGAUGCCAAAACAAUUUUUUUGAAAGCCUGUUGUACCUUUCUUGCAGGUGAUAUGCUUCUGUGUGUCUUGAAAUCAUAAUUUUGAACGUCAACGGAUUUCCAGUUCUUUAAAUCAUCCAAGCAAGAAAGAAGUUGCUCAGUGUCAAAGGCAUCUGAAAACAGGAACUGGAGAACAUCAAAAGAGCCAAAAACACGAGUCCAAGUGAGAUGAUACAACAGUUCCAACGUUGCAAAAAUGUUGGUCAGCACUUAUAACUGAAAUGAAAAUGUUUCAUUUCACCAAAAAAAAUAUAAUGAGCGACACCAUGAUCAUAUUAAGUGAUUUUUGAUAGAAACAUUGCGGAUUUUGGCUGACAACAGUUGGUGGAUGACGCCUUCAGGUAAAAUGUACAGAAUUAGAUUCAGUACUAAACUAUGUACUUGAGUUCCAUGAUAUUACGGUUCUCAUUCUCUUCAAUCUCUCAAUAACAUGA